ACAAACUCCGGUCGAGGAAGAGUCAGCAGCGCAGAGAGAAGAAGAAGAAGAAUUUAACGGUUCCCGGUUGUUGACCCGCCCUGUCCCGUCCGCACGGUGCCGGUGCCGGUGGCUCACAGACAGUUCACGACCGUACUGAACCAACUCACCAGUCGAGCAGACAGCUGUUCCUCUCCUCACCGAGCUAACGCUGCGUUUUAGUUUCUCCCCUCGACGAGCAGCUAUGUGCUGACAACUAACCUCGUUAAGGAUCGCCACAGCAACCAAAGACAUUGAGGACCUCACUCGCAAAACUGGCAACUUCAAACAGUUUCCCAUUUUCUGUAGCAUGCUGGAAUCAGCUGUUAGAAAGACGAGUGAUUCUGUUACACUUGACCUCCUGACCUACGCUGACCUGGAGCUGCUACGCAACAGGAAGGCAGGAGUGGUCAGUCGACCUCGCGGCCAUCAGCAGUCGUCUGCUCUCACUGCCAAAAGAUAUCUAAUCCUCAUAUACACUGUGGAGUUUGACAGGAUACAUUACCCUUUACCGCUGCCCUAUGUGGGUAAACCUGACCCAGCUGCCCUGCAGAAGGAAGUCAGAGCUCUGCGGGCUGAGCUCAGCACUGUCACCUCUCAGGGAGUUAACAAAUCUGCAGAGCUAGAAGUACAGCGGCUACGAGCAGAGCUGGCUCUGGUGAAAGAAGAGAAGGAGGCCAUGGCUAAGGUCCUGGAGCGGCUGCAGAUCGGUGGAAGCGGUUCCUCACCUGGACAAGAGGACUGGAGGGUCAGAGAUGUGGUGAGGACGCUGGAGGAGCAGCUUGUAAAGGAGAGGGCCAAAAGUCAACGCUCAGCGAGCAAGAGAUGCCAGGAGCAGCGUCUCCUGUGUGAACAGUUGGAGGAGCUGAGAGCUUCAGAGUGCGCUCUCCGCGUUCGUGUCAAGAGUCUCACCAAUGAACUGGCGUUACUACGGAGAGGCAGAGUGACUCCUGUGUCUGCUCACAUCAGCUCUCGGGUUGACGGGGAGGUCUAUCGCUCGCUCUCCCGCGAGAGGAGGACGGGGUACGGCACGGUCAGGGCUCGCUCGGGUUCCAGAGAACGGAUGGAGGAAAGAGGGCAAAGGUCAGAGGAAAGAGGAAGAAGAGCAGACUCCUCGGGACCACGCGCUCGCAUACCCAGGCCGUCACCAUCUCCCACCGGUUCACGCGGACCCCGCUUUGACCCGACUGCUUAUAUCCAGGACAGACAGCGAAGGCUGAAAGAGGCAGAAGUCAAAAAGUUGGUUUCCAUUAAUUUUCCUGCAAUGUCCUCUGACAGCACGCCAGUGUUUGCAUCUGCUCCGAACAACAGUUUUAACCCAGUUUUCUGUGUCAGACAGAGGAAGGUACGUAGAGACAUGCUGACGUCACCCAUUGUCCCCGAGAGGGGCCGUUCACGUUCCAGAGAGGCCUAUCCUCAGAUGUCCCGGUCUGGCAGCAGAGGCAGGAGUUUAUCUGUGGAGCGGAGAGGGAGCAGGAACUCCUCUGAAAGCUCGUUAGUGGAUAUGGAGGAAAUGGCCAAAACUCUGUUCAGAGGAAGAAAACAGACUUACAAUGGACCCAGCGUGUCUAGAGGAAGCCUUCUGACCAGGAAACCACUAUGCAGUACUCCAUCACACAGAAUCAAAGACAAAGAGUGCUCCGUAGAUACUGGUGCUGAGCUGUCGGAGAUCGAUGCCAGGCUGCAGGCACUUCAGGAAUACAUGAGGGACCUGGAUACAGGGCACUAACAACCACUGCACAACCUGCUGCAUAUGUUACCUGACGACUGCACAGCUUGGAGCUCAGGCCAUCUUGUUUUCUUUCUUUGUGUACUGUGCACAGUCUGAGGGACACGUGAAGCGUUUAAGAGACUACAAGUCCCUCUGGAGGAUCAGCCUUCCAGGACUUCAGGGAACUACAGCCAUCAUCACUGUGAAAGACUACUUUUUUGUGGACUAAAAUUAUAAUUUUUUUAAUAUGCCAAGUUUUUUAUUAAUAAUUUAAAAGACGACUGUCGAGUGUAGUGUCAUCCUUUCUUUUUUACACCAUCUAGUUACAUGGAUGUAAAAUGUGGCAGUACUUGUUGAUGUUUUCUUUCCUUUUUAAAAAAAAUGUGAUGUUAUGAUUGACAGUAUGGGUUGUGUUCUUUCAUCCUCCAGAUCCUUUUUUUUUUAAAUGGUUGGUUAUCUAAAAAUGAAUUUUCUCCCUGUGUGCAUCAUCUCUACCUUUUUAUAAACACAUUGAAGUUAAACAGAAGCAUCCAUAACCAUAGACUGUUAAACCUGUGAUGGACUUUUGUCUCUUCCACCCAGUGCAUGCUGGGACACACUCAAUCUUGUUUACUCUGAAGGGCAACAAGCAACUAGAGGACAUGACUGACUGCAUGCUUGUCGUAGGAUUUGGUGUUUAAAUGUCAUUCCAGCCAAAGUCUGUAUUUUCCAUCUGCAUGUUGUAAUGUAUGUUCUCUUUCCUGCUCGACUUUAAACUACAGUGCAUUUUUAUAGUUUGACUUUUUAAUUAACUGAUCCGCAUACUGCAUUAAACAUUUUCUACUGUUUGAACCUAAGUGCACCAACUUUCCAUUAGAUGUUACAUCCCAUAAAUCCCAAUUUGUGUAAGGGAACAAUGCUCAUCAUCACACUGUUUUGGAUUGACUGUGUUGGUAUUUGUGUACACUAAUCCAUACUGUACCGUAUGAACACUGACGCCUUUUUUAUGAUAGUAAAACUGCCAAAUUUUGUAUGAAACCGCUGUAAGUGUGUGUGUUACUCACUUUUUCCCCAGUCUGAUGCCUUUUUGUACCACCUAAAAAUAUAAUUUAUAACAAACGUA
This is a messenger RNA of Morone saxatilis (striped sea-bass), 2831 nucleotides long. RefSeq names its product coiled-coil domain containing 61 (gene ccdc61). Gene Ontology annotation, cellular component: centrosome. NCBI's taxonomy places the organism in Eukaryota, Metazoa, Chordata, Actinopteri, Moronidae. The record is from RefSeq and is a predicted model, not a curated record.